Messenger RNA from Talpa occidentalis (Iberian mole), 1721 nucleotides. It is a transcript of the gene CUNH11orf98, whose product is annotated as chromosome unknown C11orf98 homolog. The coding region runs from base 49 to 420 and encodes 123 amino acids. The record is from RefSeq and is a predicted model, not a curated record. Lineage: Eukaryota; Metazoa; Chordata; Mammalia; Eulipotyphla; Talpidae. The transcript has 4 exons.
UCUGCGCGCGGCGGAAACGCGGCCCGGAGCAGCCCUGGCCGCGCGCUCAUGGGGGGCCCCGGAGGGAAGAUCAACCGGCCCCGAACGGAGCUGAAGAAGAAGCUGUUCAAGAGGCGGCGGGUGUUGGGCCGCGACCGGCGACUGAAGCACCGGGUGGUCGGGGCUGUGGUGGACGAAGGGCUGACGACGCGGCACCACCUCAAGAAGCGGGCUUCCAGUGCACGUGCCAAUAUCACUCUGUCUGGGAAGAAGCGCAGGAAGCUCCUCCAGCAGAUUCGGCUUGCCCAGAAAGAGAAAGCAGCCAUGCAAGUGGAAGCCCCCCUGCAGCCAGCCAGGACUAGUGAACCACAGCCCAAAAGACAAAAGAAGACAAAAGCCCCCCAGGAUGUGGACAUGGAAGACCUUGAAGAGGAGAGCUAAGUGUCUCACUCCUUCCUCCAGAAGAUUCUUAACCAGAGGCCGCAAGACUCAGUGGUUCAGAGGACUUUAGAGAGAGCACAGGCCGGCCCUCUCACAGUCCCUCUUCCAUGAUGGCCUAGUGACCUGCUGGGGCAUGUAUUGAGAGGGAGAAGGUGGGAAAGAAAGACAUGGAGAGGGCCCUCCUUAGUAUCCAACUCCAUUUUAAAAAGUCCUGGAGCGUGCUCUAAGAUGUGUGUAAUUAAAUGUAGGAAUGGGGGUAGCCCAUGAAAAGGGGUCUGGGGGCAUGGGAAAAGGAGCCACAGAGCUUACUAGAGUUGAACAAAGGCAACAAGAAGCCAGCCUCUGAUUGCCCAACUCCUAGUGAGCUCUUCAUGUCUGACAAAAAUAGAGAUUACUGCAGGGGCGGCCGAGGAGGGGAGGGUCCUGGUAUCAGCCCUGCCACUAUGUGAGCAGGUGGGCAAGUGGCUUUAGGUCAUGUUUGUCAUGUUUGUCUGCUUCCUUUGCUGGGGUAUAUUUUUAAUAAAGUGAAGACCAAACAUUAUUUUUCCCUUUAAUGUUCAGAAUUCUGUUUCUUGGAAACCAGGGCUGGUAUAUUUGGUUAAAAUGAAAGCUACUUAUGAGACGGCGUGUUCUACAAGGGAAAAGCAUGUUCUCCAGCCCUAGUUAAUCAGUGCAGGCUUCCUGGAAGAGGCAGGGUUUGGGCCCAAUAUUGUCCUUUAUAUUUUGAACAGUUUCAAAUCUUCAGUAAUGUUAAAAGAGAUUAGUACAAUACAUCCUUAUUUAUGCAUGCUAUUGGAAUUUAGCAACCUAACAUUUUGCUAUACUUGUUUUAUAUCUCUCUACACACUUGCAUGUGUGUAUGUCUGUAAGUGUGUAUUUUUGUUGUCUUUAGGGUCUCAUUUGAAAAUACAUUGCAGAUGAGCUUUUAUCCCCUAAGCACAUUCUUCUAUAUAGACAAAAUAUUAUCACACCUAAGACAUUUAACACUGGUGAAUUAACUAGUAUCCAAUUUUUCAUGUUCAGAUCUUCUCAGUUGUUCCAGUAAUUUUUUUUUUUAAGAUUUAUUUAUGCAUACAAGAGCUGGAGUGUAGGCCAGAAGUGCAGAGAGGUGAGAUGAUUCACCAGAGACAGAAUGGGGAGCAGAUCUGCUGAAAUACACUGCUGAAGGGAGCAGCAGAGAAGACAGGAGAGGUCUGCUGCGCCAUGUGGGUCAGCUCCCUGGCUGCGGAUCAAACUCAUGCUACAGUGGCUGAAGAUAGCUUCAUAGUGCUGAGACUUAAACCCUUGUGCCACCAGGGAGG